GAGUGGAUUGUCCUCACUCAGUGAGAAAGAACUGGAUGUUUCCAAGACUUGACUUGUGGAGAUAAACCCGUGGAAUAACGUAAACUGCAACACAGCUCAUAUUGGUUGGGACGUCCAUUUGUGAAGAGGGGAGAGGAGCUGUUCCAAAGGUGCCAGGGACGAGCUGGGGGCCAGAGACAGGCCUAAUGGCAGGAGCCUGGAAGACAGUCUGCUCUGAACACUCGUUCUAGGAAUCCGCCCCGCCAGGGGCCACACUUCACGGAGAAACACUGCCUAGGUGUGUUUGUCCAUGAGGUCGUCCAUGCUGGUCCUGCUGCUCGUGGUCAGUGCCCAGGCUGUGGCCACCACGGGAGGGGACUCCUGCCACCUGGUCUCCACCCGACAGCAAGGCCCCGCCCCCAGCAGGACCCCUAACUCCGCCCCCACUGUCGACCCCAAACUCUUCAUCAAGCGACGAUACCGCUCGCCUCGCGUUGUCUUCAGUGUCCAGCCGCCCGACACGGAUCCCACGGGACGCCAGGGGUCAGGGGUCAGCAGGGCGAGGCGCAAGGCUGGUCAGCCGCAGAACCGGGGGGUGUUCUCUGUUUGUGAGAGCAUCAGCAACUGGGUGGGCAACAAGUCCAAGGCUACAGAUAUAAGUGGCAACGAGGUGGAGGUGCUCCCGGACGUCAAAAUUAACAACGUUAAGAAGAAGCAGUACUUUUUUGAGACCACGUGCCGGCCGGGUAGCACCGGUUGUCUGGGCAUCGAUGGGCGACACUGGAACUCAUACUGCACCAACUCGCACACCUUUGUGAGGGCGCUGACUUCCUUUAAUGGCCUGGUGGCUUGGAGAUUGAUCCGCAUCGACGUGGCCUGUGUGUGUGUGGUCAGUCGUAAAUCAUGGCGACAGUAACCAAACCGCUGCUAGUGCUGUGGUCACUGAAGCACUACAUACUAAGUCACCUGGUUCACUGACCAAACCGUUGCUAGUGCUGUGGUCACUGAAGCACUACAGACCUAGUCACCUGGUUCAGUAGUCGCUGCAGUACUGACUGACCGGUUCACCUGGUAAAGUUCUGUUCCACAACCACAGCAGUCACCCAGUUCUCUGCUGCACAGAGUAAAUUAUUGAUUAUGAGGACUACAUCUAUAUGAACCAAUGAC
Molecule: messenger RNA, 1146 nt
Organism: Esox lucius (northern pike)
Lineage: Eukaryota; Metazoa; Chordata; Actinopteri; Esociformes; Esocidae
Gene: ngfb
Product: nerve growth factor b (beta polypeptide)
Exons: 3
Coding region: 290-895 (201 amino acids)
Biological process (GO): neuron projection morphogenesis; cell surface receptor protein tyrosine kinase signaling pathway; negative regulation of neuron apoptotic process
Molecular function (GO): growth factor activity; nerve growth factor receptor binding
Source: RefSeq, a predicted model, not a curated record